Molecule: messenger RNA, 2254 nt
Organism: Amphimedon queenslandica
Lineage: Eukaryota; Metazoa; Porifera; Demospongiae; Haplosclerida; Niphatidae
Product: leishmanolysin-like peptidase
Exons: 19
Coding region: 337-2193 (618 amino acids)
Biological process (GO): proteolysis; cell adhesion
Cellular component (GO): cytoplasm; membrane
Molecular function (GO): metalloendopeptidase activity
Source: RefSeq, a predicted model, not a curated record
AAGAAGUUAAAAUGAAGAGUAGAAGCUACAGCUAUUUCAUUUUGAGUUUCUCUCUUGUUCUGGCUAAUACAGUUACCAGUCAUAAUCAUGAAUGUCCUCAUGAUAAAUUAACUAAACAGUUUUUGGUUAGGGCACAUUUGGAAGACUCAUAUAAAUCAACAAAGAAUACCAUUGCAGCUCUAGUUGGACAAAAUGAACCUUUCAAUCAACCAAUUCGCAUCAAUCUCCACUACAACUUCACUUUUCUUGGAGCAUUAUCUGUGUCAAAGCAACAACAAGUGAAGGUUUGGUAUUUCACAGAUUUAUACUUUAAUUUAUUAUUUCAACAAUUAAUGCAUGCAGACUAUCAUGGGUCAAGUAAAAGAGAACCUUGAGUUAAUCCUUACAGUGAGAAGGACUCCAGGCCCUCUCCGAUUACGAAGGUAUUGUGUAAAUAAUGAAAGAAAUUUUACACUAACUGGUCCUACUGAGCCAUGCCCUAAUCGAUGUUCAAAUGAAUCAGUUAUUUGUACUGUUUUUCCAGUGCCAUCAGAGCAUCUACAACGUUGUGUGGAGUGCAAUGGAGACAGUAGUAAUUGUGUUGAGGCUUACAGUGAUGGACCUGGUAUUGAAGCUGACCUUGCUCUAUAUGUAUAUGGUAUUAAUGUCAACUGUGGUAGGAGCACUAUUGCUUUUGCUGCUGCCUGCCAAUUGGAGGAUCAAUAUGACAGGCCAAUAUCAGGGAUCAUUAAUUUUUGUCCAAGUAACAUCAAUGAUGAUGAACAGGUUUUUCAGGUUGCCAAACACGAAGUUUUCCAUGUGCUAGGAUUUUCAAAUAACUUAUAUCCUUGGUACAGAGAUGAAAAUGGAAACCCAAGAACAAGCAGGGAUGCCAAUGGUAACCCACCCACUGAUGCUAAUGGUCGUUAUGUAGCAGCAGAAACUACAGUAAAAGUGGUGAAUUUAACUGAUUGGCAGACAAGAUUUGGGCCAGUGAACAAAACUAUUAUUCAGUUGGUGACUCCAAAAGUUGUGGAGAUUGCAAGGCGUCAUUUUAAUUGUAAUACUUUGGAAGGUGUUCAGUUAGAGGAUCAAGGUAGUAGUGGCACUGCUGGAUCACACUGGGAGAAAAGAUUACUAAAUUAUGAAGCUAUGACUGGUGUCAUAUCACAAAACCUUGCAUUCUCUAACUUUAGUUAUGCACUGUUAGAAGACAGUGGUUGGUAUAAAGUUAAUUAUAGCAAUGCAAGUAGACUUGUUUGGGGUCGUGGUGAUGGAUGUGGAUAUGUUGCUGGUUCUUGUGGAGGUUAUAUUGACUCCAAAAAAAGACAGAAUCAACCAAUAGCUCCAUUUUGUGAUUUCUUUACUGAUAAUGAGUUUAAUCCUCAGAACCUGUCUUGCAAUAUAGACAGGACAGCCGUUGCUUUUUGUAGCCUUGUGGAUAAUUACUUAUAUGUAACAUCUUUUGUAUCUAUACCUCAAGAAUAUCAGUAUUUUAAUUCGGGGGCAAAUUUUGACAGUUCACCAACUAGACUCCCAUUUUAUGGGGGACGUGUUCAAGCAGCAGAUUUCUGCCCAUAUUAUCUUGACCUUUUUAGGCGAGCACCUCGGGGUAUAUGCAGGAAAGGAAUCCCCCUAACUGCUAAUAAUGAAGCAGCAGAGACAUAUGGACCUAGGUCACGUUGUGUGGAUCACUCUGAAAAGUGGCAGAUCACUAAUGGCUCAAACACAUACACUGCCCAAUACAGUGCCGGAUGCUAUGAGUACAAAUGCUCCAAUAGUGCUGUUACUAUAAUGAUCCUUGGACAAUCAUAUACCUGUAGUAGAGCUGGUCAAACGAUACAAGUUGAUCAGACUACAAAUGGUGUGAGGUAUCGUGGAGGAAUUGUGUGCCCAUCUUGUGUUGAAAUAUGCUAUGAUGAUUUUGAAAAUUGCCCUGAAGCAGCUGAACUAUAUGAAGAUUUAGCAAGUCCAACUUAUACUAGAAGUAUUGGAAGUUCUACUUCUUCUACUGCUACAGCUAGUGUUGGAAACCCUACUUCUUCUAUUACUAUCGGAAGUCCUACUUCUUCUACUACUAGUGUCAGAAGUCCCACUUCUUCUACUGUUAGUGUUGGAAGUCCCACUCCUUCAACAGAUAGUGCUGGAAAUUUUUUGCCAAUGGUGGAGCUCCUUUUUGUAGUCAUAUUUGCUUCUUUGAUCAUUAACUAUUAGAACUAGCUGUGGUGUGUGUUCAUUAGAGUAGUUUUGUUAGUUUUCUACUGUCAAUAACUUU